AGGCUGAGAGUGGACCGACGGCCCGGGCGACGGACCGACGGUAGUCUGUCUGCUCCUCCUCCGCCUUCUCCGCCUUCUCCCCAUCUGCAUCCUCCAUCGCCGAGCUUCGUGUGUGGUAUCCCUUCUCUCCCACGAAAGGUGAUCAGUACUGCGGCGUUGCCGACGUCGGCAUCGUCAGGUGAGCGGUUGUGGCGAGGCCAAUUUUGGUCAUCUUCCCAUCACGAUAGGGUGAUGGUGCGGUAGCUACCUCGGUCACGCGCGCGUGCGUAGAGACAGAAGGUUGCACGGUGCGCGGGCACGAGGGUUUGCUCCCUGCCGACAAGAGGGGAGGAAGAAAGAGAGAAGGAAGGAGAGAGGAAGAGGGGACGGUGCUUGCUGGUAGUGGAAUCGUUGCUGCUGGUUUCUAUCAUGCGGUGAGAGAAGAGGGUGCCCAUCGAAACGGUUGGUAUCACCUCAGGAGGGAGGUCUGCCGUUCGUUUGUUUUGACAAGCUAUUCCCCCCCUCUCUCAGCUGUUGGGCAAGUGAGUGAGUGUUGGGGGGGGAGCUUACCCUGCCCUUGUCCCUCCCCCUUUUGCGGCUGUGCAGCCCAGCGGUUCGUGAUUGGCACACUUGGUCUAUAUAUACCAUAACGUUCCCAUCUUCUCUCCUCCGCAGUCUCUGGCUGCUUGGUCGUUGACAGCCGGCGGCAGUUCUGUCGGGCGCGCACUGUAGUGUGGCGGGAGAGCGCAAAGCGCGCGCAGACGCGCGCACUUUACAGAACACACGUUCACUCUGAGCGCGCUGCGGUCUCUGAUACAUUUUUAGGUUUACCGGUUGGUCAGCGGGGAGAGGGUCCACGCGCCGUCUCAAUUUUCCCGCCAAAUUUUGUGGCUGCGAGUAUUAGUCGCUCGCACGUGGGGCUGUUUCGGGACAUCGCCUGAGGAGCGUCCACGUGGCUCCUUUUUCCCGCCACUUUUGUGGCUAUGACAGAGACGGAACGCCAACAAGAGAAGGCGACAUACGGCGCGGAGGAGGGAGAGGGGAGAGGUACCGAAGGUGGUGAUCUAGCGCCGCCAGUGAUGGGGGGCAAACGAGAUCUGGACGGCGAUGGCGCUCAUGGCCCGGGGUCAAUUCUGGACUCGGCGGCCAAUGGGGAUGGCAGUUCGUUGACAGAUAGCCACGUGGCUGAGGGCAAUGGCGAGGUGGAUGUGCUUCGUGGUUGCCGAUCCUUCGGGGACGGAGGGGGGAAUGAAGGGGAGGAGCACCAGGCUAAUCGAGAAGUAAGCGGGUCGGAAGGAGGGGGGGGGGGGGAAGGGGGAGAGGGAGCGGAGCAAGUCGUUGGUGGGGAUGAAUGUGCGGCGGAAGGGGCGGGGCUGGAAGGGGGGGAAGGCGUCGCGGCGGUGCUAUCGAUUACUACUACGACGACGGCGGCGGACGCGUCAUCAUCUGGAGCCGCUACUACAGCAAGCGCGGGCGGAGAAAUGGCGGCGGAGCCAAACAGUGCGGCUGCUGCCUCUGCCACCACCGCCGCGGCUGCUCCCGCCGCCGCUGGGGGUAAUCCCACGGUCAGGACGUUUUACGUGGUCAAAGUGCCACGAUGCGACGAGAACCUUGGCUCAGCAGAGCAACGGGAGGCGGAGCUGAAGCUGCGGCAGAAGCGCGAGGCGCUAGAGUUCAUACGCGCAGCGCUGAGGCUGAAGCAAGCGGCGCGUACGGAAGCCUACGAUAACCUGCGCAACGCGAGGCAACGGCUGAGAUCGUGCUUUGAGGAGCUGUCGCUUAAGGACAAGGAGAAGGAUCCGUUGUUGAAUUCCUUGCAGAAGCUUCAGGUAGUCGGCCAGGAGGCGAGGAAGAAGAGACGAGAGGUGCCGGUAACUAGUGAAGAGGAAUUAGACCAGAGGAUUGCUGAUUUGGAGCAUCAGAUUGAGCACGAGACGAUCAGUCUCCAGGAGGAGAAGAAGAUCCUUCGGGAAAUCAAGAAUCUCAAGAGCUCGCGUGACGACGUCCGGGCGAUGGUAGCCCUUCAGAGCAAAUACGAGGAGACACGUGUGCAGAGGGAGGCCCUCGAGAGUCAGAUCAAGCCCAUCAAGUCGGAGGGGCAGGUGCUGAGGCUGGAGAAGGACGCCGCGAAGAAGAUCGUAGAAACGUUUGAAUCGGAGGCACGAGUGCUUGAGGAGGCGGUAAAGCAGUUGCUAUUGGAGCGGACGAAUGCAACGGAGGAGCACGACGCAGCGUUCGAGCAUCUGAAGAACCUGAGACAACAGGCCGCCGCCAGAGAUCGAGAGUUUUACAAGAACAGGAACGAGCUGCAGAGAGUCAAGUAUUUAGCGUCGGAGAGAGAUAUCAAGGGGCUCGAGGAGUUUUGCUCGGAGCAGGUGGAGAGGCGGAUGGAGCAGUGGAGUACGGACGCGGACUUCAGGCGGAUGUACGUGAAGAACAAUGAGCGCAGCACUAUCAGACGAUUUGGUUGCCUCGACGGAAGGUCGCCUGGGGUGGAUGAGGAAGCCUUCGAUCUCGCGGACUUUGAGGUGCCGCAGAUGAAAGCGACGACGAUGGGGGGAGGGGGAGGGGGGGCAACCACGUCGGGGUCGGCGGGAGGAGGAGCAGCAGCGGGAGGAGGGGGGCAAAGAGGGGGAGGAAGAGCGGGGAGCGGUGCUGCUGGGGCGGCUGCUGCUGCUGCGAGCGGAGGGGGAAAAGGGGAUGGUUCGGCGGCGAAGAAAGACGAGCCGUCGAAAUCCAAUGGAAUUGGGGGAGGGGCGGCAGGAGGAGGGAAGAAGGAAAGUGGGGGUGGGGUGAAGAAGGGCGGGGGCGUGAAGGGAGGGGCGGCGAAGGAGUCCGCGGGGGAUCAGAUGGUGAUUUCGAGCAAGCGAGGAGGUGGUGGUGGGGGCGUCGGGGAAGAGUCUGCUGCGCCGGCGGCGGCAUUAGCCAACGGAGGGUUUAAAGAAGCCAAUGAGGCGGAGGAGGACCCAGCCGUGCGCGAGGCUUUGCGCGAGAAGCGUCGGAAAGAGGAGAUGGAGAAAGCGAGGGAAGCGGAGGAGAGGAAGAAGAAGAUGGCGGAGAGGGCGGAGGCCAGAGCGCGGGCGCGAAAGGCGAGGGAGGAGGAGGAGCUAGCCAAAAAGAAGGAAAAGGAAAGGCUUAGGAAGGCGCGCAAGCGCGCUGCGUCUGCUGCCGCAGCGGGCCAAGCGGACGGUGAAGAGGAAAAAGCGGAAGGAGAGGAUGCCGCGGCAGCGGACGGCGGAGAAGGGGGGGAAGCGGUCGUCGUCUCUCGAGGGCUAGCCGGCGGCAAAGUUGCUGAGCUGGCCAGUAGUGCCGCAGGUGGUAGUGCCGCUUCUGCAGGUCGCUCAAAGAAGUUAACCUCGGAGGCGGCCCGGAAGGAGGCCCUGCAGAAGAAGAGAGAGCUCAUGUUGAGAGCGAAAGAUGCCGCCGCCGCCGCCUCCAGGAAGGGCUCAGGUAAUCAGCAGUUGUGGAUGAUUAUUGCUAUUAUUGUCGCGGGCUUGGCGAUCGUAGCGGGGCUUGUCCUGUUGGCCAAUAAGAGUCAGGGUCAAACGACGACGGCCAGUUCUUCUUCUUAGUCUCGGCUUGGUCAAAGGUGAAACCGCUAUGGCGAGCUCUGACUUAGUCUCACGGAUAGCAGCGUGGCAGUCUGUGUGUGUGAGCGAGAGAGUGAAGGUCAGGGGGGAGAGGGAAGGGAAGAGAAAAGGGAAGAGGCAGAGGGAAGGGAGGAGGAGAUAAGGGAAAGGACAGAGCAACUGGAGCUGGCUGUUUGCGGGGGGGGGAUUUGAACGGUCAAAGAGAACCAUGCAAGCUGCAGCUGAUGCAAACUGAACGCUGCACGCGGGGCGGGUGCGGUGGAGGGGGGGGGCAGGGAAGGAGGGAGGAGGAAAGGAGUCGGUUUAGUAGGGUUACAUUCCUUAUUUGGCAGCAGGGUGACAUUCCUUAUUUGGCAGCAGGGUGACAUUCCUUAUUUGGCAGCAGGGUGACAUUCCCUAUUUGGCAGCGUAACGGCGGGAACAGCUACUAUGGGGAGGAGGAAGUUAGGGGUUGCUCAUGGGUGGGUAGGUGGGUGCCGCGAAUUGCAUGGAGUGGUUAGUGUGCAGGAGCAGGGGUUUUACGAUGUCAUCGCUCGCAGUAAUGUGCUUUCACUCGGUUGGCCUUUCUCCUGCAAAAGCAACGGAAGACGCGAUGAACGCGAGGCGGCGGGUGGAGGAACGCUUGGCCGUAAAUGGAGCAGUGAUGCGACGAGGGAGGUAGGGCGCGUAUGUUUGUUGAACUCUCUCGGUAGGGUUCCUGGAAUGCGCCUUCGCGGAGCCGCACACAGACAGACACACACACACACAGACAGAGAGAGAGAGAGAGAGAGAGAGAGAGAGAGAGAGAGAGAGAGAGAGAGACUGACGGGUGACGAUUCGCAAAAGCGAUGAUUAGGAAGGGCUCGCCUUUGAGCGAGAGAGAGAGAGAGAGAGAGAGAGAGAGAGAGAGAGGCGCUGACGGGUGGGGAUUCGCAAAAGCGAUGAUUAGGAAGGGCUCGCCUUCAGAAGGGAGGGAGUCCUGUGAUGGACGGAAGGGGGGGGGAGGGAGGGAGGGUGGAUUGGGUGGAGGAGAAAGGAAUGGGGGAAAGCACCGGUGUGUUGGUCAAAGAUGAGGUGGCUGUGUCAUGAUAGUCGUUGCGAAGGGGAGGAGGAGGAGGAGGAGGAGGAGGAGGAGGAGAAGUGGCAGCCGAUGAACAUGGCUUCAUGGGUGCAAGAUAGUGUUUUGAUUGACCCAGCGAUCAUUCAUUUUUCUUAUCUUGGUGAUUUUUAAAGUAGCUGUAGCGAAAACCUACGGCGCGGUUUUUCUUCGGGCGAACGGUAUAUAUUGGUCUUAAAAGGUUUUCGUUGCUCGAGACACGUGGCAACCGUACAUUUUUCCUCCGUGUUCCGUCCCUUGGUUUCUCACGUGGAGAGUGUUUUGACAAAGAGAAUUUGAUUUAUGAAGCGAACUCUUUUCUGUCUGUCUCUGUCUCUGUGGAGCUCGGAGUUGGAGAGUA
Molecule: messenger RNA, 5005 nt
Organism: Chara braunii
Lineage: Eukaryota; Viridiplantae; Streptophyta; Charophyceae; Charales; Characeae
Source: the annotation of a GenBank genome assembly